AUGUUGACUGCUCAGCAGCAGCCUCUCCACACUCACCUGGGCACGGUGGCCAAGUGUGAGAGGAGCAUUUCCAAGAGGCAAGCAUCGAGAGAGAUUCUGAGAGAGGUUGCAAGGCAGGCCAUGCAUAACAACGUCUUGGAGAGUCCCCUCAGCACCAAGAUUCAUCACAACCCACAGCCAAGCAUAGCACCGAGAGCCAAGCCCCUCGACAGAUCAACGCCAUGGAGCAGCAUCAACGCGCUCAUGCGGUUCAACAGCAAAGACCACCAGUUCUGGUGGAACACGACGGGCCGUUUCUUCGCCACGCUGCUGGAGCAGGCUGGCUACAGCGCGACGGAGCAGUACCGAGAGCUUUUCUUCUAUGCCAUGCACGUCGCGCCCGAGCUCGGUCCCGCACCCGACUCGCAAGGCAACGUGCAGAGGUGGCGCAGCCCCGGCACUCCGGAUUCAACCCCCAUCGACUUUAGCUGGGAAUGGGGACUGGACGGCAACGGCGUGGUGAGGUAUUCUUUUGAGCCCAUCGGGCCAAAUGCGGGAACACCACUGGACCCCCUCAACUCGCACGCGACCGAGGACUGGAUCAACAGGCUCGACCGGCAGGGUCUCGUUCAGGGGCUGGACCUGGAGUGGUACAAGUACUUUACAAAGACGCUGCUCUUUGCCCCAGAGGACGACUCGCGCACGUCCAAGACGACCGAGGACUUCAUCGAGGAGACGACGCCCAGGGCGGGGACAGUGGUGGCGCUGGAUCUGGAGAAGCGCGGACCCGUCAUGAAGAUCUACAUCUAUCCUGGUCUCAAGGCGGCCGAGAUGGGCAUCGACGCACUCGAGCUGGUGGCCAGGUCCAUCCGGGGGUUGCCACCAGCCCAGUAUGCAUCCCUCAGGGACAACGUCGAGCCGCUGCUCGAGUAUCUCCAGGGCCGAGGUGCACAAAAGUGGGGGUUCGAGACGGGCAUCCUGUCCAUCGACCUGCUCGACCCGGCCGAGGCGAGGAUCAAGAUCUACGUCCGCGCGCCACACACCAGCGUCGAGUAUCUAAUGGACGCCCUCACCCUCGGUGGCAAGUUGGACCUGUCCGAGGCCGGAGGGUACAGCAAAAAGGCCCUGGCCGACCUGGUUGACUUUUGGAACAUGCUACUCGGCGACUCGCCCGACGAGCUGCCCCCUGAUCACCCGGGCAGAGCAAGACCAGGCUUCUACUACACAGUCAAGGCCGGCCGGCCCGUCAGCCCCAAAGUCUACGUCAGUCCAUUUUGGUUCGUAAAGAGUGACAAGGAAGUCAUGCAGAGGAUGCGCAACUACUUGAGCACACGAGAGGACGAGCCAGACAUGCUCGGCCAGAUGGCGAGGUACGAGGGGGCCUUGGAGAGUUAUUUGUAA
Messenger RNA from Pyricularia oryzae 70-15, 1380 nucleotides. Its product is annotated as tryptophan dimethylallyltransferase. Gene Ontology annotation, molecular function: transferase activity, transferring alkyl or aryl (other than methyl) groups. The coding region runs from base 1 to 1380 and encodes 459 amino acids. The transcript has a single exon. Gene Ontology annotation, biological process: alkaloid metabolic process. NCBI's taxonomy places the organism in Eukaryota, Fungi, Ascomycota, Sordariomycetes, Magnaporthales, Pyriculariaceae. The record is from RefSeq and is a predicted model, not a curated record.